Folsomia candida is the source of this 3890-nucleotide messenger RNA. Its product is annotated as elongation factor-like GTPase 1. Gene Ontology annotation, biological process: cytosolic ribosome assembly. Lineage: Eukaryota; Metazoa; Arthropoda; Collembola; Entomobryomorpha; Isotomidae. Bases 263 to 3490 code for a protein of 1075 amino acids. The transcript is spliced from 18 exons. The record is from RefSeq and is a predicted model, not a curated record. Gene Ontology annotation, cellular component: cytosol; ribonucleoprotein complex. Gene Ontology annotation, molecular function: GTP binding; ribosome binding; GTPase activity.
UCAAACAUCACCUGGCAGAAAAAUCGUUCGCCACGACACGUUGUUCAUUGUUCCAAAAAGAAAAAGAUUGGAAUUUUUCGUCCAAUUUAUGAGAAAAAUUUGAUGUAAAUAUCUGAUAGUUAAACUUCUGAAUUGUUUAGAUACCUCAAGGCUCCAACAUCAAUUUUAUCUUUUUGCAAAAGUGGAGAAAUCAGGAAAACCCACCUUUUGCAGAAUAUUAUUGGAUUGAUUGUGACCAGUGGGGUUCUAGUAAUAUCAUACCAUGAGGCUUGUCACGUUUGAGAAAUUAGUUGACCUGCAAAAGAGUCCAGACAAAAUUAGGAACAUCUGUAUUUUAGCACAUGUGGAUCAUGGAAAAACAACCUUAGCUGACUCGUUGGUUGCUAGUAAUGGCAUUAUUUCACAAAGACUUGCUGGUAAAUUAAGGUACAUGGACAGUCGGAAAGAUGAGCAGGAGAGAGGAAUUACCAUGAAAAGCAGUUCUAUUGCACUCUACCAUCACCGCGACCCGGACGAUUUUUUAGUCAAUUUAAUUGAUUCACCUGGUCAUGUAGAUUUUUCAACGGAAGUUACCACUGCUGUUCGUCUUUGUGACGGAGCAGUAGUUGUAGUUGAUGUCGUGGAAGGUGUCUGCGCACAAACUAUCGUUGCUCUUCGACAUGCUUGGGAAGAGGACAUCAAGCCGAUAUUGGUUCUUAACAAGCUUGAUAGAAUAAUUCUAGAAUUAAAGUUUACCCCCUUGGAUGCAUACAUACACUUAACACAAAUUUUGGAAAGGGUUAAUGCUGUGAUGGCCGAAUUAUUGGUUACUGAUAUCGGCAAAGGAUUUAAUAUCCCAUCUAGAAAGUCAAGAUCUAGAGGAACUUCCACGAGUACUUCAAUAUCUGAGGAUACUAUUAUUACAGAACACAAUAUCAAAGAUUGGAGCACGGGUUUGGAUGACGUUGAUGAUUCGCAGUUAUACUUUGCUCCAGAACAUGGAAAUGUGGUAUUCGCUUGCGCCCUGGACGGAUGGGGGUUUAGGAUUUCGGACUUUGCUAAAAUAUUCUCCAAAAAACUUGGAUUUAAUGAAACUGUCUUAAAUGCAACUCUCUGGGGAAAUUAUUAUAUAAAUACAAAACUAAAGCGAAUUAUGAAGGGUGCACAGGAGAAGGCCAAGAAACCUCUUUUCGUUCAACUUGUUCUAGAAAAUAUUUGGGCAAUGUAUGAAGCUGUGGCUGUAAGAAAAGACAAAGAAAUGGUUUUGAAAAUUGUCAAUAACUUGAAUUUGCAAAUUCAUCCAAGAGAACUGAAACCCACAGAUCCUAAGCUUGUUUUGUAUGCCAUAAUGAUUAAAUGGCUUCCUCUGUCAACCGCUCUACUUGAUACAAUAUGCGAGAAACUACCAAGUCCACUUGAACUAACAGACAAAAAGGUGGAACGAUUAAUGUUUUCGCAUGCUCGAAAAUUUGCAGCCCUUCCAAAAAGAAGUCAAGAGUUGAAAGAAUUCUUCCUGAAUUGCAAUAGUUCUGAUGACGCACCUGUGAUAAUAUUUGUUUCAAAAAUGGUAGCUGUAGAAUCCAAGUCACUUCCCGAAAACCGUCCAAAAAUUUUGUCUUACGAGGAAAUUGCUGCCCGACGUGAACAAGCAAAACAGCGACUUGCUGAAAAAAAUGCAAAACAAUUGGAAGAAAGAUCAGAAUCUAAUGGGGAUACAAGUCCAAACUAUUGUCUAACUUCUGAAAAUAAGGAUGACAAUGAUAACAACGUUGUUAAUGAGACAAUAUCAGAAGAUGCAGAUGUUUUUAUUGCUUUCGCACGUGUUUAUAGCGGCACAGUUAAAAAGGGUUGUAAGCUUUAUAUUCUUGGUCCCAGAUAUGAUCCUGUGGAUGGCGGUACAAAGUUUAAAGAUGCUGAAGUAGAUCCAAAACACACUUUGAAAGAUUUACCCCUUGGGCAACAUGUUACGGUGUCUGAAAUUAAAAGUCUUUAUCAACUAAUGGGACGUGAGCUAGAAAUGCUACAAGAGGUACCUGCCGGAAAUAUUUGUGGAAUUGGAGGAUUAGAUGAUCAUAUAUUAAAAACAGCUACAAUAUCGUCGACAUUGAGCUGUCCUUCCUUCACAGAUUUGAAUUUAAUUUCUGUUCCAAUUCUUCGAGUUGCUAUUGAACCUGUACGAACGUCGGACAUGGCGCGUCUUGUUAAUGGAAUGAAAUUACUUAAUCAAGCAGAUCCUUGUGUUCAGACAUUAGUUCAGGAAUCAGGAGAACACGUUUUAGUCACGGCUGGAGAAGUGCACUUACAACGCUGCAUUGACGAUUUGCGUGAACGGUUUGCAAAAGUGGAAGUAACUGUAUCUAAGCCAAUCGUGCCAUUCCGUGAGACGAUUAUUGACCCUCCAAAAAUGGAUAUGGUGAAUGAAUUAGUUGAAAAUCACCCUUCUUCUGGAGGACAUGACGCUAAGAAAUAUUCUCAAGAACAUGAAAGUGAACUAAUUGUUCAAGCGACGUCUAACAAGAAGUGCACAAUUAAACUUCGAGCUAAACCCUUACCAAAUCGAGUUACAGAACUACUAGAAAACUCAAUUAACCUUAUAACAGUACUCAAAGAAAGUGAAAAUACUAAAAUUGACAUUCUAUCGGAAUCGAUUUUAAAAGAUAUAGUUGAUCUGAAAGAAAAUUUACGUGGGGAAUUUCAAAAAGAGGGCUGGGACGAAGAAACAGUUAAUCAAAUUUGGAGUUUCGGCCCUAAACGGUGUGGCCCCAAUCUACUAAUUAAUAAAGUUCCAGGAUAUAAUUGUCGGGGGGUAUGGCCAAGAACGACAACAAGUGAAAACUCCAAUCAAUAUUCUGCUACUUUAGAUGCUUUCUACAGCAAUUUUGUCAAUGGUUUUCAACUUGCCACAUUAGCUGGGCCACUUUGCGAAGAACCAAUGUCAGGGGUAGCAUUUAUUGUGGAAGAUUGGCUAAUGGAUAGUGAAGCUACGGACGAUAGCAUGAAUCAUCCCUUCGGCCCAUUUUCUGGUCAACUCAUGUCUUGUGUCAGAGAUGCUUGCCGUAAAUCGUUUCAAACUCAAGCUCAGAGACUGAAAGUUGCAAUGUACAGUUGCAGUAUACAAGUCAAUGGAGAAGUUUUGGGUAAACUCUAUGCUGUAUUGGGGAAAAGGUGCGGGCGUAUACUACACGGAGACUUGCAAGAAGGGUCGGCGAAUUUCGAAGUGACUGCGCUACUCCCUGUUAUAGAAAGCUUUGAUUUCGCCAACGAAGUUCGACAACAAACCUCGGGUUUGGCUCUUCCACAGUUGGUGUUUUGUGGUUGGGAGGUACUGGAAAUUGACCCCUUUUGGCAACCAACCACGGAAGAAGAAUAUUUGCAUUUCGGUGAGAAAGCUGACACCGAAAACAGGGCUCGAAAAUACAUGAAUGCUGUCCGUAAACGAAAAGGUCUCCGUGUUGAAGAGAAAACUGUAGAGUUUGCAGAGAAACAAAGAACUCUUACCCGAAAUAAAUAAAUUUUAUAAAUAUGUAUUAUCUUUAGUAUUAGUUUAUACCGAUCUAGAUUUAUUUGAGCCUCGUGAACUAAGUUUUAAAAAACCCUUUGCAUUCAGAUUACUUUUCAAGUAGAUAUUUUACUUUACAACUGCCAGCGUUAUCUGUUUUCUCAAAUUGGAGUUGUAUGUUCUCUUGUGUAUGCAUGUUAGUUCAACCAUUGGUCCACAGUGUACCUCUAGUUCAAAAUUGUGAGUUUGUUGGGGAGACGCUUAGUUGUCUGAAUUAAUGGAGUUUAAAGUUUUGACAUUUAUAACGCUGACAUUGACUUUGCAAUGAACAUGCAAUAUAUAUAAGAACAUGCCUAUGUAUAUGUAAGUUGUUCAUUUAUCCUGCAUAAAUAGAGCAAGCUACCCAACGGUA